Dinoponera quadriceps is the source of this 1787-nucleotide messenger RNA. RefSeq names its product F-box only protein 28 (gene pall). Gene Ontology annotation, biological process: protein polyubiquitination. The coding region runs from base 296 to 1471 and encodes 391 amino acids. The transcript is spliced from 4 exons. NCBI's taxonomy places the organism in Eukaryota, Metazoa, Arthropoda, Insecta, Hymenoptera, Formicidae. Gene Ontology annotation, molecular function: protein binding. The record is from RefSeq and is a predicted model, not a curated record.
UACAACUUAUGCAGUUAUGAACGGACCUUCUAUUUUAGAGUGCUCUGAAACGUGCUGAUAGUACAGAAAAUUCAUAGUAUACGCGACGUGAACUAUAGGUUUGCAGUGUUAGCAAAUUUUGGAACGUGGCCCUCUUUUGUUCCUUCAUCUCCGAUUACUGAUUGGUUCAAAUGUAAAGCUUUUUCAAGAAUAGAAGUAGAUUAUUCUAGAAUAGUUAUAUACGUUUGUUUAUAGGUCAGUGAUAAGUAAAAACAUCAUUGUUCAAUAAAUCUCCUGUUGAGAAGAGAAAGUUCCCAUGGAAUGGAAAGGAUUGCAAGCUGAUAUGACUCAUAAACAUAGGCAGCAGAAUGGUUUUCCGGUCACACAACAAUCGAACGAUUGUUAUUCGUCGAUAAUAAUACAUUUGGACGAUGAUAGUACAUGGAAUUUAAUCGAUCUUCCCGACGUUGUUUUAGAAACGAUCUUAUCUAACCUCACUUACGAUGAGAUUUCUAAAAAUAGAAUUGUUUGUAAACAGUUCGACCGUACUUGCAAGAAGCUAUUGAAUCGAGGUUUCAAUCUUAUGGAAAAGUAUCACGCGCAAUGCCUUCGUGCUGUUAAGAGCAAGUUGCCAAGAAGGGAAUCGGAACGAAGGAGUCAUCCUCUCGCUCGCCACUGCGAUAUAUUGACAGCGAUAGAAACGAGAAUUUCAAUGUUAUCAAUGACUUUUAGCAAACUAAUUCGUGACACAAAAACACCUCCCCGAGCACACGAGAUACUUCAAGAGCUGCGGGAUAUAAGUAGUAUGGCUAUGGAGCAUUUUGACGAAAAGAUUCUGCCAGACCUGAAGCAUAAUAUUUGUAUGGUUGGCACUGUGAACUCGUACGAGUUACCUGGUGGCGCGCUCAUGAUCUCUCACACCAGGCACCCGAACAAUGCUACACUGCCGCACAAUUUUACUUCGGAGAAGCUUAAUCAGAGUUUUAAGAAGAUCUACGACCGUACGAAGCAGAACAAGAUCUCCUGUUUAACGAUGAAAAAUCUGAUGGGGAGGAUAAAGCUCAAGGUGAUGAGACAGGGCAUGCAGAUACGACUGCAAAGCUCGAAGUUGCAGAAGCAAGCGCAGAAGUUACACGAGCAGGACGUGCUGUUAGCGGAGAUGCGGAAGCAUCUCGAGGAAUGGGAGCAGAAGAUGGUCGACUUGACUGCCGAAUUGAGCCGGGCGCGGGAGGGAACGCAAAAUCCUGACUCGUUGGAAAGUCGCAAGCACAUCGCGAUCUCAAAACACAUCGACAUUAUCAACACCGAGGUCGACGCGACGUUGCAAAGUAACGAGUUGCAUUCGAAAAAACGUAAGCUCAUAGUGGAAAGGAAGUCGUCGAGCGAUGCGCAGGACAUCAAGUUCAAAAAAUUCAUGUCGGAUCUUCUUGCGACUAACACGUUAGACAGUGGUCACCCAUCGACCUCGAGUAAUUCGACUUUUUUACACUAAGCAGUAUGUACGGAAAUUUUUUCGAAAUAUGUAUUGCAUUGUAUUGUACCCCUUUGUACGGGCUUGUCAACGGCAUAGCGUAAUAAGCGUAACGAUUAUGAGUCCCAUAUCCUCAUUGAGGGCGGUAUCAGAAGAAAUGAAUCUUACGGAACAUAACAGGUUAAACUAAUUUAAUUGCUUACGUUCUGUAUGCGCUUACGUGUUGUAUGUGCUGUACGCGAUAACUACACACAGUCCGCGGCGAGAAUCCGGGAUCCUUCAUCAAUAUUUUGUACGAUUGAUAGAAGUAAAAACUCGCGGGAAUUAUCAUAAAAAA